AAUAAUGUCAAUUCCUCGCGAAAGCGCAACGAAAUCAGAUUCUGGAGGCAGAUACAUCAAGCAGUACAGUAUUCGUACAGCCUCUGGGUUUAAAUGCAGUUACCUGGGAAGCUAAGGUUGCUCACCAGGCAUCCACCUAGCCCAUUGAACUACCUCGCGACCUUUACGAGCGUGAGCUCGCCGCUGUCUUGGCUGUUUCGCGCGGAUAGCGACGUUUGCCAAGCACUUUCUUUCGCAGUGAAGCAAUCUCAAUCAGUACGCACGAUGGUGCCAUUACUCGCUCCCAGCCUCAUGAUUGCGAGAGCCGGGGCUUCGUCGUGUUUCAAAUCCAUAAUUUCUAUUGUUCUUUAUUAUCUCUCUCGUCAAAAAAGGGGUGCACUACGACCAACUCGAGCUACCAGAGCUCCCAUUGGCCGAUGGCCCAUUCACUUCCUUAAGUGAAGGACGUUGAUUUUGCGAAACAGGCACCAGCAGAGCCAAUAGCGGCGCUUUCCCACUCCAGCCUUUGCCUUUUGAGCUCUAUCUACCUAUCAAUGCGCGCAAAUUGACGACGUCGAGGAGGCUGUGGGGCGCAACGGUGAGUGCACGGAUGUCGGGUGAGAGGGAGCAUUUUGAGCUUCAUCAGCACUCCAGGAGGCUGGGGGACCCUCAGGACGUCGUUAAGAAGAAUUUACAAG
Messenger RNA from Paraphaeosphaeria sporulosa, 677 nucleotides. RefSeq lists its product as uncharacterized. NCBI's taxonomy places the organism in Eukaryota, Fungi, Ascomycota, Dothideomycetes, Pleosporales, Didymosphaeriaceae. The coding region runs from base 94 to 441 and encodes 115 amino acids. The transcript has 2 exons. The record is from RefSeq and is a predicted model, not a curated record.